GUCCGCUAUCAUCGCUCGGCUUCCCCUGCGAGCCGCGACCUCGCCGAGCGACCCCCUGCGAGCCGCGACCUCGCCGAGCGGCCGCGCGCCUGCGCCACCUCGCCGCGCCCACCUUGCCGGGCGGCCACGCCCCCGCUGCUCCCUCUCCUCACUGGCCUCCAUCUCCCAACACUAUCCCUAGAGAAGGAGAAGAAGGGCGCCUCCAUCCCCCAACCCUAACCCUAGAGGAGUGCCUUCCUCAACGACGGCCGGCGCCCCACUAUCUGCUCCAGCGAAGUGAAGGCCCCUCCAGCAAGCUCCCCCAACCGUGCAAGGACCAUGUUUUGGGUUUCAUCAUCUUGUUAUCUCCAGGCUGGCUCUCUGGUGAUUUUAUAGAGCAGUACCAUUGGCUCUGCAAUAACUAUGUGGACCAACAUUUUCAAAAUAGGGGAGCUCCAAACGGUUUCGUGGUUUCAGUUUCUUCCUUUCGAACCAGAUGCAAGUGCAGCGUCUGAGAAGAGUUCAAAGGCUGAGCAGAAAGACGCUCUUAAUAGCAUUGUGCUUUCAGCAUAUCUUCACUUACAAAGUGAAGGUUUCCUAAGUACUUGGACUAAUUCCUUUGUUGGUCCAUGGGAUCCAUCUCAAGGAGAGCAUAACCCUGAUGAAAAGAUCAAGCUCUGGUUGUUUCUUCCUGGCUGCCACUCAUCGGUAUCUGAAAAAGCCCAACCUGCUGUAAACAAAUUAAGAGUUGCUUCAAAUGGUUUAUGGGUAGCCCCAGGCAACUCAGAAGAGGUAGCAGCUGCACUGUCUCAGGCUUUAAGAAAUUCUUUAGAAAGAUCACUAAAAGGGCUUUCGUAUGCAAGGUUUGGUGAUGUUUUUACAAAAUACAACCCCCCUACAAGAAACCAAAACAGCUUUAGGAGAGCACAGCCUACAGUUGAGUUUGUCUUUGCUGCCACCGAAGAAGCAAUAUUUGUUCAUGUUCUGAUAUCUGCUAGGUAUGUUCGGAACCUUUGUAGCGAUGACAUAGAGAAAGUUCUCACUCAUUCUCCUCCCUCCAUUGGUGAAGGUCUUCCAGUUGUUGUUGCUCCUAGUGGGAUGCUGGGUAGGCUUGUCGGUUGCUGUCCAAGUGAUCUUGUAAGACAAGUAUAUUCAAGCAAAUCAUCAGCACCUAAUUUACCAGGUUUUAGUCAACCUACUGUAUGCCAGCUAAGAGGCCAAAGUUACUAUGUUGAAGUUGCACUUGGCUUUCCAGCUGCUUCAGCCGACAAAGUUUCUGAGUCCGAGCAUAUUCAGAUAAAAAAAGAAUUGGAUCCAGUGAAGGAUGCUCAGGUUGGUGCUGAUGGACAGCGUAAGGUAGAAUCACCUGAUAGCCUUCCAGUUUUUGAGAGGACAUUUAUUUACCCACCUGAGGCUAUUUUGGUACCUAUGGUCCAUCAAGCAUUUGUUCGUUUUUCGAGCAAAAGAAUGUGUUUACAGGGCUCGCUGGGAAGUUCAUCAUGGGAGGGAUGGCCGUUCUGGAAUUUUUCUCCAUCUUCUUACUUUCAGAACAGCUCUUUCCUUGGAUCUUCUUGUGGACUUGGAGUCAAUUCUAAUUAUCUGAGAUUAAGAAGGAAAAAAAACAAGUGCAACAGCAUGGCCAGCAGUAUUAGCAGUGUGAGUAGCACUUCUGAUGGAAGUGACCGUGCAGUUGCUACUGAAGGUGAUCUUGUAGCUGACGCUGACUCUAUGCCCGGUCGUCAGUCUGAUAUGCCAUCCAACAAUGAUAAUGGCGGUAGUAAGAUGGUAUCCAAGCGGCCUCGUUCUGAAGUAAGAGAAGUUUCUUCUCAUACUGGCCAAGAUGUUUGUGAAAACAUACAAGGUGUGAAUGGUCAGGUUGGACGCUCUUGGGGCUGGGAUGAUGAGGGUAUUGUUAUGGACAUCAAUAUACUUCUCUCAGAGUUCGGAGAUUUUAGUGACUUUUUUCAAGAAGAGGAGUUAGAUUUUGGUGAGCCUCCAGGUACUGCUGAAUCACAUGCUCUAGUAAUUCCUGCUUCCGACGGUGGAGAUGUCACAUUCACAGAUAGUCCAUCAACAGCAAUGGAUAUCCCUGAACAAAGACUUUCUCCUGUUGGUUUCACAUCUUUGGAUGCAUUUGACCACCAAAUUAUGGUCCCUGCUCAGGAUGUUGUUUCUAAAGUUCAAGAACCUCAUAAAGAUUCCGCAACACCUGCACAGUCCCACUCGUUAGUUUUAUCAUCUGGAAGAUUUGAUUAUAUCACCAAAGCUGAAGCAAAGCUCACAUUUGCUCCAGAAUAUGCAGCUGUUGAAAUUUCUAUUGCGGAGGCCCCAACACCAUUGUUUACAAAUCCAUACUUCCCCAGAUCAAAGAAACCUGGCAGUUCUAGUUUUAGAGUUUAUUCAUACGAUAUUGCACAAAGCUCUCAAAUUGAGUCCACAGGAGACAAGCCAGAUAAGCCUUCUAAACUAACAUCUGGUAUUCAUUUACAUGAUGUUGGUUCAUCAAACUUAUACACACUUGUCCAAGGUGGGAAGAAAGAGAGUGACAAGAGCUUAAAGAGUACUGAUAUACAGCCCUCUAAGGGAGAAACGUCACCACCUAUUUCUGGUGUGACUUCAUUUAGUUCUUCUCUUGUUUCGCAAAAGAAGAGUGACAGCACGUUCAAUGCCGGCUAUUUUCUGCUUUCUAUGAAGACUGCUCUGGCAACUGAAAUUGAAUGCAUCAUGUUCCAGGCUGCCAUGUGCAGAAUUAGGCAUACACUAUUGUCUCUGAGAAGCAAAGCGUCUGCCGAGUUUAACAGUGCAACAUCCAGUUUUAUGCAGACAAAUUUCUGCAACAAAUCAGAUCUCACCCCCAAGUAUGACAUGAGAAAAAAAGAAAUUAUGACUGUAAGGUUAUCUAGUGAUGUUGAUCAUGAAAUGUUUGACAGAUCCUUAAUGGACAAUGUGGGAGUUUGGAGGCCUGUUGUUACGCCUAAAGGGCCAAAGUCUCUUGAGUCUUUGUCUGCUAACACAUUAGCUGGUGCAAGCCCAAGCCUGUCUAUACAAAGACAGCCUGUUGUAGAUCUCCUCUGUGCCAUGGCUCUGCUUGUUCAACAAUCUACUUCAUUUGUUGAUAUGUCACUUGAUAUGGAUGAUGGAGAUGGUUCUUUUUUCUGGCUUUCCCUGGAUGAGCAAAAGAGACGUGGAUUUUCUUGUGAUCCUUCUAUGGUUCAUGCUGGCUGUGGUGGCCUAUUAGGAACAUGCCAUUCAAAGGAUUGCGCUGGUGUUGAUUUAGUUGAUCCACUUUCUGCUGAGGUUUCCGAGUCAUCCAUGAUUAGCUUGUUGCAGUCAGAUAUAAGGCAAGCUCUUAAAGCUGCCUUUGCAAACAUGGAUGGCCCAUUAUCAGUAAUUGAUUGGUGCAGGGGUCGAGGCAAUGCAGCUGAGUCAGUUACUGCAGAUGCAUACUCUUUUCAGUACUCCACUGGUGAUACCCUGGAGCCGUCAAGUUCACUGCCCAUUGGUGGAGAUUCUUUGAGCCCACCCCAGCCGGCGAGUAGCAACCGAGGCAUUUCAGAAUUAGAGUACCAAAAGGGAUAUCACCGUAUCAGACCAACCAUUGCUGUCCUCCCUUCACCUUCUAUGCUAGUCGGUUACCAGGAUGAUUGGUUAAAGGCCUCGGUGAAUAGUCUUAAAACGUGGGAGAAAGCUCCUUUUGAACCUUAUGCCUUGCCGAAGCCUGUUACUUACUAUGCACUUUGCCCUGAUAUUGAUAUGUUGACUUCAGCAGCAGCUGAUUUUUUCAUGCAGCUUGGGACAGUUUAUGAAGUUUGCAAACUGGGAACUCAUUCACCACAAAACAGUGGAGGACAAAUGGAACUAUCUUCUGGAAAAUAUUUGCCUUCAGGACUUGUUCUAGUUGAGUGUCCUGAACAGUUGAAGAAGGUUGGCUGCGGCCACUUAAGUCCCAUCACUUCAACAAGUGACUAUCUUCAAGUUUUUUCAAAACAUUGGAGUGUGAAAAGCUUUGUAACAUCUAUUUCAAGGAUACUUAAGGAUAUAAAGCUGACUUCAAACAUCUCUACGAAUCAGAAAGAGAGCAGUAGUGGACCUUGCACAGUAAUUUAUGUAGUUUGCCCAUUUCCAGAACCUUGUGCAAUUCUACAGACGUUAGUAGAAUGUUCUGUUGCUCUUGGGUAUGUUAUUUCAUCUCCGGAAAGGGAAAGAAAGUCGCUAUAUUCGCAGGUUGCCAAAGCCCUAAACAGCAGUGCCUCUGCAGAUGAAGCAUCAGCAUCAAAUGUUGUUAUGCUAUCCGGGUUCAGUAUACCUAAGCUCGUCUUGCAGAUUGUUACUAUUGAAACUGUACUGAGAAUUGAUAAGCCAAACAAGGAGCUUGCUGUUUUGAAGGACAUAGCAUUCACAGUAUACAACAAGGCACGACGUAUCCCGCGGGCUGUCUCCACAAGCGACAUGUUUCAGUCACCAACUUAUUUGGGUAGAUCUCAGUCCACAAUGAUGCAUGUUACAUCACCUGCUCCUACUCUUUGGAAAGAAUGUUUAGUUCCUCGAAUGUCUGGGCCAACUCUCUCUCGAGAAACAGAUUUUGAUGCAUCCAUGAGGUCGGCAACAUGGGAUAACUCAUGGCAGCCUGCUCGUUCUGGAGGACUGCUGGACCCAAGUAAGAUGCCAGAUCUAUGUGCUCAGGAUGAUAGGAAAUAUGCCUUUGAGCCACUUUUCAUACUUGCAGACCCUGGGUCUGCUGAUCUUAAUGCUUUAAUGGAACCGUCAAAAUCUGGAGCAGAUGCAGGUGGCAGCAGGGUUUAUGGCUCCAUGUCAGGAAGUAAUUCUGAUAGUGGAGUGAGCCCUCUACUCGAUGUAUCUGAGAGUGACAGUGCAGCAAGUCUUCAUUGCUGUUAUGGUUGGACCGAGGACUGGCGAUGGUUAGUAUGUAUUUGGACAGAUGCUAGAGGAGAAUUAUUGGACAGCUUAAUAUUUCCUUUUGGUGGUAUUAGUAGCCGCCAAGACACUAAAGUUCUCCAAAGUCUUUUCAUCCAAAUUCUACAGCAAGGUUGUCAAAUAAUGUCGUCUUCACCUGAGGCUAGCAAUAUGAGACCACGAGAUGUCAUAAUAACUCGUAUUGGAGGUUUCCUUGAACUUGAAAUUCAAGAAUGGCAAAAGGCAAUAUACUCUUUUGGUGGUAAUGAAGUAAAAAAGUGGCCUGUGCAGUUACGGCGAUCCAUACCUGAGGGUAUUCCACCUAGUUCAAAUGGUCCUACACUCCAGCAGCAAGACAUGGCCUUAAUUCAAGAUAGAAACAUGCCUUCCUCACCAAACCCAUUGUACAGCCCUCAUUCAAAAUCAAGCUUCAUGAAAGGUGCACUUGGACAAUCUGGCAACAAAAAGCAGAUCCUUGUAGAACAAACCGGAAUGGAUACUUCAAGGGGACCACUGCACUUAGUUCGCAGCAUCAGUUUGGUUGCAGUUUCCCAAGAUCAUUCGUUGCAUCUCACAUGCCAAACAGAUCUGUUGACGAGACCUGCUUCUGGCGAAGGGAAUCAAGGCAGCAGUGGCCUUUCGAGUUACUUGGAAGGUUUCACUCCAGUGAAGUCCAUUGGGUCAAUGCCAGCAUCACACUCAUAUCUCCUAGUUCCUUCACCAAGUAUGAGAUACCUCUCUCCUGCAACAUUACAGCUCCCGACAUGCCUCACAUCAGAGUCACCACCGCUUGCCCAUCUAUUGCACAGCAAAGGGACUGCAAUUCCCUUAGCAAUGGGCUAUGUCGUCUCGAAAGCCGUCCCACCUGUAAGGAGGGACUCUGCACAGCUCACCAAGGAUGAACAACCCUCUGUUCUCUUAGUUAGCAUCAUUGAUCACUAUGGCGGCAGCAUUGCCACUGUUCAAGAAAAAAUGAGCCGAGGCGGUGGUGGCAGCAACAUGAGCAAACAGGCAAGGAACUUCACUCAGGAAACAACAACUCGUGACUGUGAGGUAGAGAUGCAUAAUGUGCUGGAAGCUGUGGCCACGGAGCUUCACUCCCUUUCUUGGUUGACAGUAAGCCCGGUGUACACAGAAAGGCGGACUGCCCUGCCCUUCCACUGUGACAUGGUCCUAAGGAUGCGGCGGCUUCUACACUACGCUGAUAAGUAUCUAUCUCAACCAGCAGAGAAGGGAGAGACAACUUAGAGGGGUGACUAAUUGUCAUGUAGCUGUUAAACAGGAAAAUUAGGGCUGGUAUGGUGCUCAAAUUCAGAGUGUCUCUGUGUAUGUAUCUAGCUAGGUAGGUAGGUAGGUGAGGGCACAUUGACGAGCUUUGUAGCCUGAUUUUGCAGUGAAACCCUGAUUGGGCUGAGGAUGUAAUCAACUGUACAGAACAGCUCGAUACCUCUCCCUUGAUUAAAUGUAAUACCGCUGUAACCUUUUCUCUUUUUGGUCGUGUCUUUUGGUAUAUUGCCGGAAUGCGCAUCUCUUGUUUAGGGUC
Molecule: messenger RNA, 6436 nt
Organism: Sorghum bicolor (sorghum)
Lineage: Eukaryota; Viridiplantae; Streptophyta; Magnoliopsida; Poales; Poaceae
Product: mediator of RNA polymerase II transcription subunit 13
Exons: 23
Coding region: 403-6141 (1912 amino acids)
Biological process (GO): regulation of transcription by RNA polymerase II
Cellular component (GO): mediator complex
Molecular function (GO): transcription coregulator activity
Source: RefSeq, a predicted model, not a curated record